GGCGGAGGGAGGCGGGGGUCACGCGGAUCCUGGCCUGGGCUUCCCCGAUCCCGGCCUAGGCGUCCCCGAUCCCGGCCUGGGCGUCCCCAUCCGCACCCGGGACUCGACGCCGCCGCCAUGGAGAGCGGAGGACGGCCAUCUCUGGGCCAAUUCAUCCUCCUGGGCACCAGCUCCGUCGUCACCGCCUUCCUGUACUCCGUGUACCGGCAAAAGGCCCAGGUUGCCCAAGAGCUCAAGGGAGCCAAAAAAAUCCACUUGGGUGACGAUUUAAAGAGUAUUCUUUCCGAAGCUCCUGGAAAAUGUGUGCCUUAUGCUGUUAUCGAAGGAGCUGUGCGGUCUGUUAAAGAAACACUUAACAGCCAGUUUGUGGAAAACUGCAAGGGGGUAAUUCAGCGGCUGACGCUUCAGGAGCACAAGAUAGUGUGGAACCGGACAACCCACCUUUGGAAUGAUUGUUCAAAGAUCAUUCACCAGAGAACCAACACGGUGCCCUUCGAUCUGGUGCCCCAUGAGGAUGGCGUGGCCGUGGCUGUGCGAGUGCUGAAGCCCCUGGAUUCAGUGGAUCUGGGCCUGGAGACGGUGUAUGAGAAGUUCCAUCCCUCCAUCCAGUCCUUCACCGAUGUCAUUGGCCACUACAUCAGCGGUGAGCGGCCCAAAGGCAUCCAGGAGACUGAGGAGAUGCUGAAGGUUGGGGCCACCCUCACAGGGGUCGGAGAGCUGGUGCUGGACAACAACUCUGUCCGCCUGCAGCCGCCCAAGCAAGGCAUGCAGUACUACCUGAGCAGCCAGGACUUCGACAGCCUGCUGCAGAAGCAGGAGGCGAGUGUCAGGCUCUGGAAGGUCCUGGCGCUGGUUUUUGGCUUUACUGCCUGUGCUACCCUCUUCUUCAUCCUCCGCAAGCAGUAUCUGCAGCGGCAAGAGCGACUGCGCCUCAAGCAGAUGCAGGAGGAGUUCCUCGAGCACGAGGCCCAGCUGCUGAGACAAGCCAAGCCCGAGGACAGGGAGAGUCUGAAGAGUGCCUGUGUCGUGUGUCUGAGCAGCUUCAAGUCCUGCGUCUUUCUGGAGUGUGGCCACGUCUGCUCCUGCAGCGAGUGCUACCAUGCCUUGCCAGAGCCCAAGAGGUGCCCCAUCUGCAGACAGGCCAUCACCCGGGUGAUUCCCCUGUACAAUAGCUAAUGGGUUCAAGGUCCGCACUUGGACAUGGAAGCAACCUCCUCCCUUUUGGGGGAUCUUUAUCUCGAGGCCUUUGUAGGAGCAGUGCUGGGGUUAGCAGUUACCUCCAGGGAAGACUGAGCUGUGGAGAGGGUGGAAAUUAUUUAGACCCACAGGUCCCCCAGUAGGAUGUGGCUUUUCCAACCUGAGAGGGGACCUCGUCUCCACAGAGCAGGAGAAUCAAAGCCUACCCUGGGAGGGUGCCAUGCCAUGGCGUCUCUUCCCACGGAACAGAUGAGUGCGUGUGUGGCUGAAAGCCUCAUUGCUUAAGCACCAAAGUCAGUGGUCAUCCGCUCUUGUUCCUGUGUUUUCUGGUCCUUUUCUGGUGAAUCGUUGAUGGCUGUGGACUUGGAGGGGAGGAAAGGCUGGGCCCUGAGCACACCGGAUGUCUCCCAGAGCCGCCUCUGCAGGGACUCUGCCGCAGGGCUUCUUCCUUUGCUCACAGUCUGGGAAAAGGUCUUUCUUUAACGUUGUCAGGCUGGAUAGGUCACUUGUGUCCCUUUGCCCUCACCCACUUGCCUUCCAUAUGUGUGCACGUGUGUGAAGACAGCAGAAGAAAGUGAAAUCACAUCUGCCUCUUUUCAAAUGAAUGGGACGCUGGGCAGCAAAACGAAGGGAGGUCGCCGGAGAGGCAGAUGGCCAGUAAGCCCUCCUGGGUGCUGGUUUUCCCGGGGGGAGGAUAAGCUGCCCAGGCCUCAUCGCCCAGAGGAAGCAGUGUGGGUGCUGCUCUGCUAGGCUCCUGGCUCCACAACGUCCUCACAAGGCUUUCACCAAGGAAAAGUAGCUAGUACCCUGAGCACCCAGCCUUUCUGGGCUCCUCGCCUGCCCUGACCCCUGGCAGUGUCAUUGUCCCGCCGUGUAACCACAUUGCCCCUCCCUGCGUUACCAUUCUCCUCUCACCUGUCCCUCGUGAGCCUGUGAGUACAGGACAUGCCGGGGCAUCUUUCCUUACCUCUAAGUGGGUAGAAGUUACAUAUAUAGCUCUUUUUAGUUCUUGUCCCUGUCUUUGAAUCUUCAUCCCUGAUCCUCCUUGGUGUGGGGGAGGACGGGUGCUCUCAGGGGCUUGACACCAGUGCUAUGCAGUGUCCAGUGUCAACAGCACAAAUUAAACACAUUGCAACCAA
Messenger RNA from Otolemur garnettii (small-eared galago), 2336 nucleotides. RefSeq names its product mitochondrial E3 ubiquitin protein ligase 1 (gene MUL1). Lineage: Eukaryota; Metazoa; Chordata; Mammalia; Primates; Galagidae. Gene Ontology annotation, molecular function: ubiquitin-protein transferase activity. The transcript is spliced from 4 exons. Gene Ontology annotation, biological process: organelle organization; protein ubiquitination. Gene Ontology annotation, cellular component: mitochondrion. The record is from RefSeq and is a predicted model, not a curated record. The coding region runs from base 118 to 1176 and encodes 352 amino acids.